Molecule: messenger RNA, 1188 nt
Organism: Prosopis cineraria
Lineage: Eukaryota; Viridiplantae; Streptophyta; Magnoliopsida; Fabales; Fabaceae
Product: probable fructokinase-4
Exons: 4
Coding region: 72-1064 (330 amino acids)
Biological process (GO): fructose metabolic process
Cellular component (GO): cytosol
Molecular function (GO): fructokinase activity
Source: RefSeq, a predicted model, not a curated record
GUGGAGAUGCAUAAGAAUACUUGUUUGGUCAUUUUAUUGUCGCAAGUCUUUCUUUCGGUCGUCCCUAAUCAAUGGCGCAGAACAACGGUGUUCCCUCCUCCGGCGACGGCCUCAUCCUCAGCUUCGGUGAGAUGCUCAUUGAUUUCGUCCCCACCGUCUCCGGCGUCUCCUUGGCCGAGGCUCCCGGAUUCCUCAAAGCCCCCGGCGGCGCUCCUGCCAACGUCGCCAUCGCCGUGUCCAGGCUCGGUGGCCAGGCCGCCUUCGUCGGCAAGCUCGGCGACGACGAGUUCGGUCACAUGCUCGCCGGGAUCUUGAAGCAAAACGGCGUCAGAUCUGAUGGCAUCACCUUCGACCAGGGUGCACGUACUGCCUUGGCCUUCGUCACCCUACGCGCUGACGGCGAGCGCGAGUUCAUGUUCUACAGAAAUCCAAGCGCUGAUAUGCUCCUCAAGCCAGAAGAGCUCAACCUCGAACUCAUCAGAUCGGCUAAAGUAUUCCAUUACGGAUCGAUAAGCUUGAUCGUGGAGCCGUGCAGAUCGGCACACCUAAAGGCAAUGGAAGUUGCCAAAGAAGCUGGGUGCUUACUGUCUUAUGAUCCAAACCUGAGGCUGCCUUUAUGGCCUUCGGCUGACGAGGCCCGCAAGCAAAUACUGAGCAUAUGGGAUAAGGCAGAUGUAAUCAAGGUCAGUGAUGUGGAGCUCGAGUUCCUUACCGGUAGUGACAAAAUCGAUGAUGCUUCUGCCAUGUCAUUGUGGCAUCCCAAUUUAAAGUUGCUGCUCGUGACUCUUGGUGAGCAUGGUUCCAGAUACUACACCAAGAAUUUCCAUGGAUCGGUGGACGCUUUUCAUGUCAACACAGUUGAUACAACUGGCGCUGGUGAUUCUUUUGUUGGCGCCCUCUUGUGCAAGAUUGUCGACGAUCAAUCCGUACUUGAAGAUGAAGCAAGGUUGAGAGAAGUCCUGAAGUAUGCAAAUGCUUGUGGAGCAAUCACAACCACAAAAAAGGGAGCAAUUCCCGCCCUUCCCACGGAGGCUGAUGUGCGCAGCCUGAUCAAUGGGGCAUAGAGUGUCUUGAUUUUUAGUUUCCUUUUUUACCCCUCCUUGCCUUGCUUAUCCUUCCGAGUUGCUUGUUAUCAAAUUAAGAGCGACAUUGUCUCUCGGCUUUCUCUCUAGUGUUUUUUUUUUUUCA